AUGGUUCAGUUUAGUCAAUUAAUCAGUUUUUCUAACAAAAAUUUAGAGAAAAACAUAGAAGACAAGACACCGACUGCGCAUAUGGAGGAAGAAAAAUUGUACUUUGAUGACAAAUACAUCGAUUUUUCCAUAAAAGUUGAGAUAGAAGAUGCGGAAUGUUUUUCCGGCAGCACCUCAUCACAGUUUACGUUUUAUAUUGGAACUCUGGACCAUUAUAGUCGUUUUGUGUCGGCGUACAGAAUCGAAUUUUUUGAAUUCGCAUGGAACGCCGAAAACAACACCCGAUCGUUCAUUGGAAGCGGAAAAUCUCAUAAGGACUACUCAUGUUUCUAUAAGGCAAUGCACGAUUGCGUUCCAAGAGCCGACGUGAUAUUUAUUCGAUUCGACAGCAUACCAGACGCUCCUUGGGCAAUUGAAAAAAUAACAGUGCGCCUAGAUUUCAACACAGGACAUUACGGCGUUUACAGAAAUAUGUGGCGAUUCGACCACCCCGUAUUGAUGCCGUGCAGGUCUUGGCUAAAAGACAAUCACAUGUAUCAGAUUGGUCCGCGUACCGGUCUAUUUAUCGAACACGAGUACGAUUACUUCCCGAAAGAAGGAGAGUGGAUAAGAGAUUGGGUCUGAUACACAUCGAGUUUCACAAGUUCUUGUUGUUGGUUACAUGUUAUCGUUCAAAACAUAUUCGG
Molecule: messenger RNA, 686 nt
Organism: Cylicocyclus nassatus
Lineage: Eukaryota; Metazoa; Nematoda; Chromadorea; Rhabditida; Strongylidae
Source: the annotation of a GenBank genome assembly